GACUCUAGAAUCGCCGCUUCUCGCUACAAACGUUGACAUUUGCACGUCUUGCAUACGAGAACGGCUGCACGGAAGUCAUCCGUGGAAAAUGGAAGAAAUUAAUGACUAUCUUUGCAAGUAUAAAGGGUAUGUUUUUGCAGUCGGGAUGACAACAGCAGAGCACAUAGAUUCUCUUCAGAGCUUCGAAAUACGAGAGAGAGACGUUUUUUUGGUGACUUAUCCGAAGUCAGGUACAAUUUGGGCGCAGAAUAUCAUAGCAUUGAUUUUCGAGUUAGACGACACGGAUGAAACCAUAUAUGAAAACAAUCUGGAGAAAAUGCCUUGGCUCGAGUACCCCGAGGGUCACUCUGACUACGUGUCUAGACCAUCGCCUCGCCUCUUCGCGUCACACCUCACACCAGCUCUCAUGCCGCGCGGACUGAAGGGCAAAAAGGCGAAAAUUGUGUAUGUAGCCAGGAACCCAAAAGACAAUGUGGUUUCUUAUUUUCACUUCUGCCAUGCAUGGACUAGUCUGGAGACCCCUAAGAGCUUUGAGGAAUUUUUGCAGCAAUAUCUUGCUGGAAAUGUAGGUGGAUCAUCCUGGUUUGAUCAUAUCCGAGAGUGGCACACACACAGAGAUGAGUAUAGCAUCCUUUUCCUGACAUAUGAGGACAUGGUCAUGGAUCUAAGGUCAGCAGUUGUGAAAAUCAGCCAGUUCUUGGGACGGGAUUUGAGUGAAGCCAUGCUUACUCACAUCAUAGAGAAAGCCACCUUUAAAAACAUGAAGAAGGACCCUAAGGCCAACUAUGAGUUUCUUCCUGAAGAUCUGCUCCAAAAGGGCAAGUUCUUGCGCAAAGGUAUUAUAGGAGACUGGAAAAACAGCUUCACUGUGGCACAAAAUGAAAUGUUUGACCAGGUGUAUCAGGAGAAGAUGAAGGAUAUCCCAUUUAAGUUCAUAUGGAACAUAAACUAAAAGCACAAUAUUAUAAGAAAGACACAGUAUCCAAGUCCAGUAAUGAAUAUACGAUAUUGUGUAUUUUUAAAAUUAAUAAAUAAAGUUUUGGGUACAUUAAGAUUUAAGAUAUUAAUACUUAAUAUUAGUUAUUCAAUCUUGUUUGUCUGUUUGUAAAAUACUUCUUUUUUUUGUAAAAAAUUCAAAGUCCAGACUGUGAUGGGCUAACCUUUAACUCCUUAAUUCCUCUGCUUUGGAUUCCUCAUGCUGACUCUGAGAGAUUUUCCUUGCUACUGUCACCCUCAGCUUGCUCAUGACAAGUCUGAGAUCAAGUCUUCAUAAUUCUGGUAUGAGACAAUUAUUGUAAAAAAAAAAAAAUGCUACACAAACAUCAUUAAAUCACAUGUGCAAAUUUCUGUAAUGUUAAUAUGGACAUAUCUGAAAAUACUGUAAAGUCAUAGCAAAACACUCCCAGUGGACCUGCUAAUCUGAUUCUAGUAUGAAUCUGUACAAUUCAUACUAAAAGGUUUUAAUUCUCCUUCAUGAAUGUAGUCAUUAGCCUUACAGUAAGCCUAACAUCAAGCCUUCAUUUAGUCAUUUUUAGCAAGACUCAUUAGCUUGUUCUGAUCAAUUACAAUAGUAGUUCACUUCAAAUAAUAUUUGAAACAGAGAAUAAAUAUCAGAAGGGACCAUAAAAAUGGCAAAAAGCUCUACACGCUAUUCCAAACAUGAGCUAUUCUAAAGUGAUUCACCAACAACUGAAUCACGUCUCAAAUUUCAAAACGUAAAAAUAUACAUCUCUAAUACUGAUUAUACUUUCUGCAUAGUGCCGAAAUGACUAACAGGU
Molecule: messenger RNA, 1778 nt
Organism: Electrophorus electricus (electric eel)
Lineage: Eukaryota; Metazoa; Chordata; Actinopteri; Gymnotiformes; Gymnotidae
Gene: sult3st1
Product: sulfotransferase family 3, cytosolic sulfotransferase 1
Molecular function (GO): sulfotransferase activity
Source: RefSeq, a predicted model, not a curated record